Molecule: messenger RNA, 1874 nt
Organism: Arachis stenosperma
Lineage: Eukaryota; Viridiplantae; Streptophyta; Magnoliopsida; Fabales; Fabaceae
Product: E3 ubiquitin-protein ligase RGLG3-like
Exons: 11
Coding region: 278-1663 (461 amino acids)
Source: RefSeq, a predicted model, not a curated record
AUUUGACUUAACAAGCCAAGGGAAAGGCAACGAGAGACAACGAGUGCACGCAUUAAAAUAAUGACAAACCGCCAGCACCUAACAAUUAAUAAACAAUUUAAAUGCUUUUUUGUCUGAAAUUAUGGUCAUCGUUCAUCGCCUAACCAAAAAUCAAAUUGAAGACCAACGAAACUACCACAGGAAGAAGAAGAACCUGAACCUCUUCAUUAACCGCCACAAAUCAGCUUCAGUACUUUCUCUCAUUUUCUUCAGGUGAAAGAAUCGGAGGUCUGUAUUUAUGGGAAAUUCAGGGUCAACAGAUGAUUCUAGUGAUGAUUUCGUUCAUCACCCUUCUUCUUAUGAUGGGAUUUCGGGGACUACUAGCUAUGAUUAUCAUCAACCCUCUUCUUAUGAUGGGACUUCAAGGAAUACUAGCUAUGAUUAUUAUCCCCAACCAUCUUCUUAUGAUGCAACUUCAAAGAACACAAGCUAUGAGGAUUAUCCCCAACCAUCUUCUUAUGAUGCAACUUCAAAGAACAAUAGCUAUGAGGAUUAUCGCCAACCUUCUUCUUAUGCUGGGAGUUCGAAGAAUACUAAAUACCAGCAAAUCGAGCGCCCCACUUAUAUAGCUGAUAAUUUCAGUUCACUUGAUCAGGUUAUUACUGCUCUUAGAGAAGCUGGUCUGGAAUCAUCAAAUUUAAUACUUGGUAUUGAUUUCACCAAAAGCAACGAAUGGACAGGCAAGCACUCAUUCAACCACAAAAGCCUUCAUCAUAUUGGCCGGAUUCCGAAUCCAUACGAGCAGGCAAUCUCCAUCAUCGGCCGUACUCUCGCUGCUUUUGACGAGGAUAAUCUGAUUCCAUGUUUUGGAUUUGGUGAUGCAUCUACGCAUGAUAAGUAUGUGUUCAACUUUUAUCCUGAUGGUCGCUCUUGUCGUGGUUUUGAGGAAGUACUUGCACGCUACAGAGAGAUUGUUCCACUCUUAAAAUUGGCAGGUCCAACAUCAUUUGCACCUGUAGUUGAUGCAGCAAUUGAUAUUGUGGAGAGAAGCCAGGGUCAAUAUCAUGUUCUUGUAAUUAUUGCUGAUGGACAGGUUACUAGAAGUUCAGAUACACCACAUGGAAAGCUUAGUCCACAAGAGCAAGCAACCAUUGAUUCUAUUGUUGCUGCAAGUCACUAUCCACUCUCAAUUAUUUUGGUUGGAGUUGGAGAUGGACCAUGGGAUGAAAUGCAACGCUUCGAUGAUAACAUUAAGCACCGGUUAUUUGACAACUUUCAGUUUGUGAACUUCACAAAGAUCAUGUCCGAAAAAGAGGCAUCAAAGAAGGAAGCAGCAUUUGCACUUGCUGCCCUUAUGGAAAUUCCAAUUCAGUACCGGAUAGCCUUAAAUUUACAACUUGGAAGUGGAAAAUCAAUAGGUAACCAUCGAAGUAACAGGCCUCUGCCUCCGCCUAAGGAAGUUAUAGACCAUGACAAUUCUGUCAGCACAGUUCCACGAAAUGUUGAAUCGGUCGAGCCAUCGGCUCCGGCUGUAACUGAAUCAGUAUGCCCUAUUUGCCUAACGAAUCCAAAGGACAUGGCGUUUGGAUGUGGCCAUACAACUUGCAGGGAGUGUGGUGCAACAUUAUCUUCAUGUCCUAUGUGCCGGCAGGAAAUUACAACUCGCCUGAAAUUGUACAAUUAAGCUUGGAGACUUCAUAGCUGCUGAUUAUGAAUGUACAGAAAGUCUGUCUUCUUUUUUUCAAGUAAAAUUUCUUAACAUUUCCAAUAAGCUAAGUAAUGAUUGGGGGGAUGUAAAGAAUGGUUAGAAUUUAUUUUUUUAUUUAUUUAUUUUUGGGUGUUAUUAAAUAAAGAGUGUUCAUUGAUUUGAAACUUGAGUGCUAACAUUAGCAAUA